Messenger RNA from Rhineura floridana, 8461 nucleotides. It is a transcript of the gene CACNA1A, whose product is annotated as calcium voltage-gated channel subunit alpha1 A. The transcript is spliced from 49 exons. Gene Ontology annotation, biological process: chemical synaptic transmission; calcium ion import across plasma membrane. NCBI's taxonomy places the organism in Eukaryota, Metazoa, Chordata, Lepidosauria, Squamata, Rhineuridae. Gene Ontology annotation, molecular function: high voltage-gated calcium channel activity. Gene Ontology annotation, cellular component: membrane; voltage-gated calcium channel complex; neuronal cell body. The coding region runs from base 604 to 8244 and encodes 2546 amino acids. The record is from RefSeq and is a predicted model, not a curated record.
GCCAUGUGGUAGCCUUAAAAUUAAACCUCUCUCUCUCUCUUUCACACACACACACCCCUCCCGUCCCCUCCCCUCUCCUCCCCUGCUUGUGUGGGUGCCGCUUGGCGCCCGGCCGCCCAGAAAAGGAGGUGGGCACCAGGUGCCCCUCCAUCCCAUUCUCGCCUCCUCCCACUUCUGAGUUCUCCCAGGAGCAGCUCCCCCCCUCCUCAAUGUUGGUUUAAUGCCAAACUGGCGUUCAGGGGAUUACUAUGCCCUGAGGUUGGCUCUUGGUUGCGCCUUCCCACCGGUCACCCUCCCUCCUUCCCACCCUCCCUUACUUGCCCCCUUCUGGCCCCUCUGGGCAGCGACGGAUUAUGAUAUGGCUUCAGGUGCCUUGGCAGGACACUUGGUUGGCAGCAAACGAUGCCAGGCACAGCUGGCAGAGUUAACUCUUUGCUAGCUGCCAAUAGGAAUAUCUGAGGAGAUUCAGUGCUGUUUACGGACCAAUACGCUCAUGGCAUAGAAGCUGCUGAGGGUUUGUUUUGAGUAUGCGCCAGCUAACCCUUGGGCUGGCAACCAGCUAAGCAGGCAGAAACCUCUGGGGUCUCCACCCAAGUCCCAUGGAUGGCGAGACGGGCUGUGGUCCGAGCAUCCCUCUUGUCCCCUCCCAGCUACUAUGAAGCAGUACAUGAUGGACGUGGGCCUGCUAGCCCCGAGUACCCUUUCCUUGGUGGCUGGUACCAUUAUAUGGGUCAGGAGCCUCUCUCAUACAAGCGGCGUGGAGGUGUGGUGGAUCACCGUGACAUCAUCAUGGCCCAUCAGGCCCACAAGAUUCACAACACACCCCAGGCACAGCGAAAAGAAUGGGAGAUGGCUCGGUUUGGAGACGAGGUGCCCGCCCGCUAUGGGGCAGGAGGUUCAGGGGGCGCUGGCUCUGGAGCAGCAGGCGGCGGAGGUGGCCGGGUUGCUGGGGGCGUCCGGCAAGGUGGUCCCCCAGGGGCCCAGAGGAUAUACAAACAGUCAAUGGCCCAGCGAGCCCGUACCAUGGCACUCUACAACCCCAUUCCUGUCCGACAGAACUGCCUGACUGUCAACCGCUCCCUCUUCCUCUUCAGUGAGGACAACGUGGUGAGGAAAUACGCCAAAAAGAUCACCGAAUGGCCUCCUUUUGAAUACAUGAUUUUAGCAACCAUCAUAGCAAACUGCAUUGUCCUUGCUCUGGAGCAGCAUCUGCCUGAUGAUGACAAGACGCCAAUGUCAGAACGACUGGAUGACACAGAACCAUACUUCAUUGGAAUAUUUUGUUUCGAGGCUGGAAUUAAAAUUAUUGCCUUAGGAUUUGCUUUCCACAAAGGCUCCUACCUAAGGAACGGCUGGAAUGUAAUGGACUUUGUGGUGGUUCUCACAGGCAUCUUGGCAACAGUCGGCACGGACUUUGACCUGCGGACUCUGCGGGCGGUUCGUGUGCUCCGACCACUAAAGCUAGUAUCGGGAAUUCCAAGUUUACAAGUCGUCCUCAAGUCCAUCAUGAAGGCCAUGAUACCUCUGCUACAAAUUGGCCUCCUCCUAUUUUUUGCAAUCCUUAUUUUUGCAAUCAUAGGGUUAGAAUUUUAUAUGGGGAAAUUGCACACCGCCUGCAAGGACAUUCAUACAGAUAAAAUCAAGGAGGAAGCUCCAUGUGGAACGGACUCGUCAUCGCGCCUCUGCCCUAAUGGGACCAAGUGUGAAGAAUACUGGCAAGGACCCAACUAUGGGAUUACUCAGUUUGAUAACAUCCUGUUUGCUGUGUUGACUGUCUUCCAGUGUAUCACCAUGGAAGGGUGGACUGACCUCCUUUAUUAUAGCAACGAUGCCUCAGGGAGUGCUUGGAACUGGCUGUACUUCAUCCCCCUCAUCAUCAUCGGAUCCUUUUUUAUGCUCAACCUUGUGCUGGGGGUGCUUUCUGGGGAGUUUGCCAAAGAAAGGGAGCGGGUGGAGAACCGGCGAGCAUUUCUGAAGCUGAGAAGACAACAGCAGAUUGAACGGGAGCUCAAUGGCUACAUGGAGUGGAUCUCCAAAGCGGAAGAAGUGAUCCUAGCUGAAGAUGACAUAGAAGGAGAGCCUCGUCACCCCUUUGAUGGAGCUCUUCGGAGGGCCACAAUCAAGAAGAGCAAGACAGAUCUGCUGAACCCAGAGGAAGCAGAUGACCCGCUGGCUGACAUCUCCUCAGUGGGUUCACCCUUUGCUCGAGCCAGCAUCAAAAGUGCCAAGCUGGAAAACGCCUCUUUCUUUCACAAAAAGGAGCGGAGGUUGCGUUUCUGUAUCCGUCGAAUUGUCAAAACUCAGGCCUUUUACUGGACAGUCCUCAGUCUGGUAGCUCUCAACACUUUGUGUGUUGCUAUAGUACACUACGACCAGCCAGAUUGGCUAUCUGACUUCCUCUACUAUGCAGAAUUCAUUUUCUUAGGGCUCUUUAUGUCCGAAAUGUUUAUAAAAAUGUAUGGGCUCGGAACGCGGCCUUACUUUCACUCAUCCUUCAACUGCUUCGAUUGUGCUGUUAUCAUUGGGAGCAUCUUUGAGGUGAUCUGGGCUGGGAUAAAGCCUGGCACCUCCUUUGGGAUUAGCGUUUUACGAGCUCUCAGGUUACUGCGCAUUUUCAAAGUCACAAAGUACUGGGCUUCCCUACGAAACCUAGUCGUAUCUCUGCUGAACUCCAUGAAGUCCAUCAUCAGCCUCCUUUUCCUCCUCUUCCUCUUCAUAGUCGUCUUUGCCCUUUUGGGAAUGCAACUCUUUGGGGGCCAGUUCAAUUUUGAUGAAGGAACCCCUCCGACCAACUUUGACACUUUCCCAGCAGCAAUAAUGACAGUAUUUCAGAUCUUGACUGGUGAAGACUGGAACGAGGUGAUGUAUGAUGGUAUCCAAUCUCACGGUGGUGUCGAUUCAGGAAUGAUGUACUCAAUCUAUUUCAUUUUACUGACCUUGUUUGGUAACUACACUUUGCUCAACGUAUUCUUGGCUAUUGCUGUGGAUAAUCUGGCCAAUGCUCAGGAGCUCACGAAGGAUGAACAAGAAGAAGAAGAAGCUGCCAACCAGAAACUUGCCCUUCAGAAGGCAAAAGAAGUAGCAGAAGUGAGCCCUCUGUCUGUGGCUAACAUGUCAAUAGCAGCGAAAGAGCAACAGAAGAAUCAGAAGGGCUCCAAAUCAGUCUGGGAGCAGCGAACAAGUGAGAUACGGAAGCAAAACUUGAUGGCAAGCCGGGAGGCACUUUACAAUGAACUGGACCCUGAGGAUCGCUGGAAGGUCACAUUUGCCCGCCAAAUGCGGCCAGAUAUGAAAACCCACUUAGACCGGCCACUAGUGGUAGAUCCUCAGGAGAAUCGAAAUAACAACACUAACAAGACGCGUCCCAGCGAGCCACCCUUGGACUCACACUUUGGACAGCAGCGACCUGAGGAGUUCCUGCGAAAGCCACCUCGCUAUCAUGAGCAUCCACGGAAUCCUCACAUGUAUGAGCGCCCUGACUCAGGCAGCUUGGAACCACGGCGCCCACGGAGCAGCAGCAAGGAAAUUGACUUUAACCAGGAAAGUGGAUACCAUGAGAUUGACUAUCAUAGCAAGGAGCACAGUGCCGUCUUUGAGCAUAGUUACCAUGGCGACUGUGACUCACAGCGAAUCAAGGCCUUGGACCCCCACCGCCGGCACCGAGGCAACAAAGAGAGCCGAAGUGGGUCACCUCGUACAGCCGAUGGUGACCGAGAGCACAGGCGGCAUCGGGCUCACCGCCGGACACCGGAUGAGGGAGGUGGUGAGGAAAGUAGCAAAGCUGAGCGCCGGCCUCGGCACCGUGAGGGGAGCAGGCCUGCACGGGGUGAUGUGGAUGGGGAGCAGCCUGAUGGAGAAAGGCGCCGACGGCACCGGCAUACUGCACAGUCCACCUAUGAUGCUGAUGGCAAGGAGCGACGGCACCGGCGCAGAAAAGAGAACCAAGGCUCUGGCCUUCCACCUGGACCAAACCUAUCCACCACACGGCCAAUCCAACAGGAUAUGGGGCGCUUGGAGCCCCCAGUUGCUGAGGAUAUUGACAACAUGAAGAACAAUAAGCUGGCAACCAAUGAGACCUCAAACCAACAUCCCAUCAGCCACCCUCAGAAUCCUACCAAAGGAGGCAGCCACUCAAAUUCCACACCAAGCCACACACCCCAAAAUCCACCUGUUUCCUUGGACCAACCACUCCCCAAUUCUCAGAACUCUACCAGUCGCCGGACCCCCAAUAAUCCUGGCAAUCCAUCCAGCCCUGGACCCCCUAAAAACCCUGAGAACAGCCUCAUUGUCACUAACCCCACCACCCAGAACAAUCCCCCCAAAACUGCGAAGGAAACAGAGCACACAGUGGUGGAGAUCCCACCCACCUUUCCACCACCAAUCAACAAUGCUAUAAUGCAAGUCAAUAAGAAUGCCAACCCUGAACCUCUGCCCAAGAAGGAGGAAGAAAAAAAGGAGGAAGAAGAUGAUGAUGGAGGAGAGGAUGGACCCAAACUCAUGCCACCAUAUAGCUCUAUGUUCAUUCUCUCAACCACUAACCCGUUUCGGCGGCUCUGUCAUUACAUUGUCAAUCUGCGCUAUUUUGAGAUCUGCAUCCUGAUGGUGAUUGCCAUGAGCAGCAUUGCUUUGGCUGCUGAAGAUCCUGUGCAGCCAAGUGCUCCCCGUAACAAUGUUCUCCGCUACUUUGACUAUGUCUUCACAGGUGUCUUCACCUUUGAAAUGGUUGUUAAGAUGAUUGAUUUAGGACUGAUCCUUCAUCGAGGCUCUUAUUUUCGGGACCUGUGGAACAUCCUGGAUUUCAUUGUGGUCAGUGGAGCAUUGGUGGCAUUCGCCUUCACAGGCAGCAAAGGGAAAGAUAUCAACACCAUCAAAUCCUUGCGUGUCCUUCGUGUCCUCAGACCCCUAAAAACUAUCAAGCGAUUGCCAAAGCUCAAGGCCGUCUUUGACUGUGUGGUGAACUCACUCAAAAACGUCCUCAAUAUUCUCAUUGUGUACAUGCUCUUCAUGUUCAUCUUCGCUGUGGUGGCUGUCCAGCUCUUUAAGGGCAAGUUCUUCUACUGCACUGAUGAGUCCAAGGAAUUUGAAAAAGAUUGCAGGGGAGAGUACUUAGUCUAUGAGAAGAAUGAAGUGAAGGCUGAGAAACGAGAAUGGAAGAAAUAUGAAUUCCAUUAUGACAACGUGUUGUGGGCACUCCUUACUCUUUUCACUGUAUCUACGGGAGAAGGCUGGCCAGAUGUUCUCAAGCACUCAGUGGAUGCUACAUUUGAGAACCAGGGCCCCAGCCCCGGUUAUCGCAUGGAGAUGUCCAUCUUCUAUGUGGUUUACUUUGUGGUCUUCCCAUUUUUCUUUGUCAACAUUUUUGUGGCCUUAAUCAUCAUCACCUUCCAGGAGCAGGGGGACAAGAUGAUGGAGGAGUACAGCCUGGAGAAGAAUGAGCGAGCCUGCAUUGACUUUGCCAUCAGCGCCAAGCCACUCACCCGUCACAUGCCUCAGAACAAGCAGAGCUUUCAGUACCGUAUGUGGCAGUUUGUGGUUUCACCACCCUUUGAAUACACCAUUAUGGCCAUGAUUGCCCUAAACACCAUUGUCUUAAUGAUGAAAUUCUAUCAUGCCACACCCUUAUAUGAUUAUCUACUAAAGAUGUUCAACAUGGUCUUCACUUCCCUGUUCUCCUUGGAGUGCAUUCUAAAAAUCAUUGCCUUUGGAUUGUUGAAUUAUUUCCGUGAUGCCUGGAAUAUCUUUGAUUUUGUCACAGUUCUGGGUAGCAUCACAGACAUCUUAGUGACAGAGUUUGGGAACAACUUCAUCAACCUGAGUUUUCUUAGGCUGUUUCGAGCUGCCCGCCUCAUUAAGCUGCUCCGACAGGGCUACACCAUCCGCAUCCUGCUGUGGACCUUUGUCCAGUCCUUUAAGGCCCUUCCAUAUGUGUGUCUGCUGAUUGCAAUGCUCUUCUUUAUCUAUGCGAUUAUUGGAAUGCAGGUCUUUGGUAACAUUAGCAUUGAGGUUGAUGAUGAUGUAUCUGAAGAUGACAAGCCUGCCAUCACUGAACACAACAAUUUCCGCACAUUCUUUCAGGCCUUAAUGCUUCUCUUUAGGAGUGCCACAGGUGAGGCUUGGCAUGAGAUCAUGCUAGCCUGUCUGAGUGGAAAGCUCUGUGAUGAGAAAUCAGACCUCAAUGGCAAGGAGUGUGGCAACGAGUUUGCAUACUUCUAUUUUGUGUCCUUCAUCUUCCUGUGCUCUUUCCUGAUGUUGAACCUUUUUGUGGCUGUUAUCAUGGACAACUUUGAAUAUCUGACACGUGAUUCCUCCAUUUUGGGGCCCCACCACCUGGACGAGUAUGUGCGUGUGUGGGCUGAGUAUGAUCCUGCUGCCUGGGGCCGGAUGACUUUCAUGGACAUGUAUGAGAUGCUGAGACACAUGUCUCCACCCCUGGGGCUAGGGAAGAAAUGCCCAGCCCGUGUUGCUUAUAAGAGACUACUUCGUAUGGACCUGCCUGUGGCAGACGACAAUACAGUCCAUUUCAAUUCCACCCUCAUGGCGUUAAUCCGGACUGCACUUGACAUCAAGAUUGCCAAAGGGGGGGCUGACAAACAGCAGAUGGAUGCUGAACUGAGAAAGGAAAUGAUGGCAAUCUGGCCCAACCUCUCCCAGAAAACUCUGGAUCUCCUGGUCACCCCUCAUAAAUCUACCGACCUGACAGUGGGCAAAAUCUAUGCAGCCAUGAUGAUCAUGGAAUAUUACCGCCAAAGUAAGGCCAAGAAGUUGCAGGCCAUGCAAGAGGAGCAGAAUCGGACACCACUUAUGUUUCAGCGAAUGGAUCUAUCAUCCCCUUCCCAGGAGGGUGGCCCAGGACAGAAUGCUCUUCCCUCCUCACAGCUGGAUCAAAGGGGUGGAAUGAGCAUGCAAGGAGGAGGAAUGAAAGAAAGUGAAUCAUGGGUCACACAACGAGCACAGGAGAUGUUCCAGAAGACGGGAACCUGGAGCCCAGAAAGGGGGCGCCCAGAAGAGAUACCCAAUAGUCGGACCAAUUCCCAGUCUGUAGAGAUGCGGGAGAUGGCAAAGGAUGGCUACUCAGACAGUGACCAGUACCUGCCCAUGGAAGGCCAUGGACGUGCUGCCUCCAUGCCACGACUGCCUGCUGAAAACCAGACAAUCACAGAUGCAAGCCCCAUUAAACGCUCUGCCUCCAUGUUGGGCCACUCACACUCCAAAGGCAUGCGCUUGGAAGACUACUCUCUGGAAAGGGUAAUAAUCCCAGAGGAGAACCAGCGGCAUCACCGGCGGCGGGAACGGAGCCACCGGACCUCAGAGCGCUCACUCAGCCGAUACACCGAUGUAGACAAAGGGCUGGGCACAGAUCUCAGUAUGACCAUGCAGUCGGGUGACCUACCUCCCAAAGAAAGAGACCAAGAGCGAGGCAGGCCAAAGGACCGGAAACACCACCACCACCACCACCAUCACCACCACCACCACACAUCUUCUGACAAAGAGCGGUACUCACAAGAAAGGCACGAAUAUAGCCGGCCUCGCUCCAGAGAUCGACGUUGGUCGCGCUCACCCAGUGAGGGCCGAGACCACAUGCCUCACAGGCAGGGCAGUAGUUCCGUAAGUGGGAGUCCAGUCCUCUCAACGUCUGGCACCAGCACCCCGAGGCGAGGACGCCGCCAGCUCCCACAGACCCCUUCUACACCCCGGCCACACAUCUCCUACUCCCCCGUGGUCCGUAAGGCCGUGAGCACAGGGCCCCAGCAGCAACAGCAGUCCGUGCACCCCAGCCGACUAUCCAGCCCAGCACCGAGGCGCUACCCCUCGCUGCCCGCGGAGCACCACGUCUCUGAGCGGCGCAGCACGUCUCCGGCUAUGGAGCGACACACAGUCCCGCUACGAAACGACUCGCCUCGGGCUUACCGACACGCCAGCAGCCGGUGGUCGGCCCCCCACGUCUCCGAGCCGCACCCGGGACCUCGUCACGGCAGUGGCUACUAUCGGAGUCCGGACUACGCCGGCCCAGCAGGUGAGGAAGCCUUCUCCUACGAGACAAUGCAGCACGGGAGCAGCUCAGGACGUUCGCCCAGAACUUCCCGGGUGGGCGGCGGCUCGUCCUCUCUUUCCCCCUCCAGGCACGGGCGGCGGCUACCCAAUGGAUACUAUCACUCGCAUGGACCAGCCAAGUCGCGUGGGACAGGAUCACGCAAAGCACUACACGAACCUUAUAGCGAAACUGACGAGGAUGACUGCUGCUGACCUAGUGUGGAUUCACCUUACACGUGCGCACGCGCGCAAAACACGCUAAAACACACACACCCAAGAGGGAUGAAAUUCCCAGUUGGGGGGAGGGGGGAGCUGUGAGGGGAGGGAGGAAGAAAGAAGGAAAGACCGUGAAUUGUCAACGGGUUGGGAAAGGCAUCCCGGAGGAAACCCCUGCCAUGGUGGAAAAGGGAAAGAAACUUUUUAUCUUUUG